Messenger RNA from Thrips palmi, 712 nucleotides. Its product is annotated as nuclear nucleic acid-binding protein C1D-like. The transcript has 3 exons. The record is from RefSeq and is a predicted model, not a curated record. Gene Ontology annotation, biological process: maturation of 5.8S rRNA; regulation of gene expression. NCBI's taxonomy places the organism in Eukaryota, Metazoa, Arthropoda, Insecta, Thysanoptera, Thripidae. Gene Ontology annotation, molecular function: RNA binding; DNA binding. The coding region runs from base 153 to 620 and encodes 155 amino acids. Gene Ontology annotation, cellular component: nucleolus; exosome (RNase complex).
CUGUGGACUUAUUCACACGAUUUGAACCACGGCCUUCUAAAUCUAACUGUCCAAACUCUACACGCGAGUGUUAGGUUAGGUUGUCCUUGUACUUGAUCCAAAAUACAAACAAAACCUACUUGAUUUAGGAAGCUUUAUCGCACCGACUGAACAUGGCUGAUGAAGCAGAUACCUUUGGGGAACUUGCCAAUGAUGAACCAUUCAAAUCUUCUAUCAAAAAAUUUCAUUCUUCUGUUGAUAAAAUUGGUGAAAGUCUGCAAUUAUGCUGUGGGAAUGACGUUUACUCAAAUAUGUCAUCCGAGGAGAAGGUGGAAUAUGAUCUCUUUUUGUCCUAUUCGCUCAAUUCACUAUUUUGGUGUUACCUACGAACACAAGGAGUUGACCCCAAGCAGCAUGGAGUUAAAAAUGAGCUUGACCGAGUUCGCACGUACAUGGCCCGUGCCAAACAGGUCCACGACAGGAAACUAAUGCCAAGAGUGGAUCAAGAAGCAGCAGAAAGAUUUGUUACAAGUGGUUUGUGGGAGCCGGGCCAAGCCAAAAUUAAGCCCAAAUCAGCAAGACGAUCUGGAAAUCAAGUCAACAAACGCAAGAGAUUUGAAAGUGACGAUGAAGAAACUUAGAGCCCAUAAGCUUUUUUUUAGUUACCUUUUGCCAUUUCAAUAUAAUUGCCGUUACUUUUUAUAAUGCUAAAUAAAAAUUUCUAUUGUCUCAA